Trichoderma harzianum CBS 226.95 is the source of this 654-nucleotide messenger RNA. RefSeq lists its product as hypothetical. Bases 1 to 654 code for a protein of 217 amino acids. NCBI's taxonomy places the organism in Eukaryota, Fungi, Ascomycota, Sordariomycetes, Hypocreales, Hypocreaceae. The transcript is spliced from 2 exons. The record is from RefSeq and is a predicted model, not a curated record.
AUGUCUCUUCUUCAAGAUUGGCCUUUUGUUGCCUUGAUUGCGGCAACUCCUUUGCUCAUUGAGCUCUGCAAGCCUUCAAAUUAUCCUUUGAGUGUCGAUACGAAACGUCAAUCCCGAUGGAGUUCAUUGCUCAAGGAUCAAACUUGGUGGAUGCGCGCUGCAUUACCUAUGUAUCUAUUGCAUGAGUUUGAAGAGCAUGGCUAUGACUUCUUGGGUAGGCGAUAUGCGUUUCAGCCGUAUUUCUGCAAAAAUCUGGGAUUUGAGAAUGUUGAAGCGUGUCCACUUAGCCCGCUUGUCGUUCUGUUUGUCAACGGUACAACUGUAUGGGUGACUGGCAUUGCUGCUCGGAAUAAUAUCCGGAUAGCAAGAAGUUUCUAUGGGUUUGCAUUUAUAAACGGCUUGACACAUGUUAUUCCGGCGUUGGUUGUUGGUCCAGCAUAUAAUCCUGGUCUUGUCACUACAUGGCUAUUGUUCUUUCCCGGGGCAUUCUUUGCCCUUCAGUGCCUAGGUGGUGCUAAAAGAGCGAUUGCAGCUGGAGUUUUAUGCCACGUCGUCUUGAUGGGUUCAAUGAAACUUGCUGCAAAAGGGUUGGUUGCUGAGUGGGUUCUCUGUGGGGUGCAAGUGUUGAACACCAUUUUGUUGAUCGUGCUCUAA